AUGACAUCAGAAGCCGUUGAGUUGAACCUUGCGGCGAAAGGGAAACCGGCCGGAGGCGGAGGCUUCGGCUGCCAAUCGCUGCGGCCCAACUUUGGCACUUUCGCCCUCGACGGAUCGUCCCUCCGAUCCUCUUUAUUUGGCACUUUUCUCGCUUUACUUGAAGCCUUCCUUCGUGCUCUUCGAAUACAUUUUUCUAAUCGGUUCCGGGAGGGUUUAAAAUGAAAGACGUGUUUUUAGGAUCCUUAUUGGUUUUCAAUUUUCUUUAUCUAUCGGUUCGGUUUCCUUUUUCCACGUUACCGAUAAGUUCAAAAAAAAAUUGUGUUUCUUUUUGUUGUUUUUUUUUUCAAUGGAGUUGAAACAAGUGUACUUUUUUUGUCAUUUUUCCGCUCAUUCUUUUUUUCUAUUGAUCGCUUCGAAGCGUAACGGCUACGAAGCGGUCCUUUGCGUCCGACUGAAAGCGAUUUGCGCCUGAAGAUAGCGGAAAGCAUUAGCUUCAAACUUCCUAGUCACAUUAUUUCAACUAAAAAGCUUUAACUUAUCCCACGGCGUUUCAACUUUAUAAAGUUAUGUUCUUAUAUAAGACUGUUCUUGGAAGCUCAAUACUCUUUUGAAUUUUUUGAAAGGAUUUUUCAAGUUAACUAUCGCAAACCCUAAAAAAUUGACUUUUUCCUCAAUAUUUUUUCCUUACCCACUAUCGAUUUUAAGUGUUCCAACCUUGUUCCCUACCCGGAAAAGAAAGUUUGCUCCGAGUUUGAAGGGAAAGUUGAAGCCGUCUCGGCACUUGUCCCGCAACCGGUCGUCUAUUACACAACCGACGGACGAUGCCAUCCCCAACAGGAAGUGUCUACAGCCUUCCUCGUUUUACCUCACCCAUCAUUUACUCUUUCUUUCCGUAGUAUUCCUUUCUUCCUCACAGAACUCCGUGACAACCAGUUGAGGGAAAGAAGAACCUCCUGGAGGAAUGGCUAA
Molecule: messenger RNA, 969 nt
Organism: Caenorhabditis auriculariae
Lineage: Eukaryota; Metazoa; Nematoda; Chromadorea; Rhabditida; Rhabditidae
Source: the annotation of a GenBank genome assembly